Messenger RNA from Mesocricetus auratus (golden hamster), 1817 nucleotides. Its product is annotated as cytochrome P450 2D4. The transcript has 10 exons. NCBI's taxonomy places the organism in Eukaryota, Metazoa, Chordata, Mammalia, Rodentia, Cricetidae. Gene Ontology annotation, cellular component: cytoplasm; intracellular membrane-bounded organelle. Gene Ontology annotation, molecular function: heme binding; iron ion binding; oxidoreductase activity, acting on paired donors, with incorporation or reduction of molecular oxygen, reduced flavin or flavoprotein as one donor, and incorporation of one atom of oxygen. Bases 242 to 1744 code for a protein of 500 amino acids. The record is from RefSeq and is a predicted model, not a curated record. Gene Ontology annotation, biological process: xenobiotic metabolic process; arachidonate metabolic process.
UCCUCCUCCUCAGAAUGUCCCCUCCUCCUCCUCAGCAGAGAUCCCCACCACCUCCUCCAGUGCCCUCCUCCUCAGGGUCCUCCUCAGAGCUCUUCUUCCUCUGAGUGCCUCCUCGGAUUCCUGCAGGGCUCCAGACACCUCUUGCCUCUCCUCUGCUGAGCUUCAGAACGCACCACACAGUGGCUGGAGUAAGAACCAAGAGGUGUUUCCAGAAAAAAACCCUGAGAGCAUCAGGACAGCCAUGAGGCUGCUGACUGGGGCUGAGCUGUGGUCCGUAGUCAUAUUCAUGGCUAUCUUCCUGCUUCUGGUGGACCUAAUGCACCGGCGCCACUGCUGGACUGCCCGCUAUCCGCCAGGCCCUACGCCAUUGCCUGUGCUUGGAAACCUGCUGCAGGUGGACUUCCAGAAUAUGCCAGCAGGCUUCCAAAAGCUGCGAAGCCGCUUUGGGGACCUGUUCAGCCUACAGCUGGCCUUUGAGCCAGUGGUUGUGCUAAAUGGGCUAACAGCCCUGCGUGAGGCCCUGGUGAGAUACAGCGAGGACACCGCUGACCGGCCGCUACUGCAUACGAGCGACCACGUGGGCUUUGGACCACGCUCUCAAGGUGUGGUCCUAGCACAGUACGGCUCUGCCUGGCGUCAGCAGCGACGCUUCUCCGUGUCCACCUUUCGUCACUUUGGCCUGGGCAAGAAGUCACUGGAGCAGUGGGUGACUGAGGAGGCCAGAUGUCUCUGUGCUGCCUUCGCUGACUAUAACGGACUCCCUUUCAGCCCUAAUGCUCUGUUGGACAAAGCAGUGUGCAAUGUGAUAGCAUCCCUCCUGUAUGCCUGCCGCUUUGAGUACGACGACCCACGCUUCAUCAGGCUGCUGGACUUGUUGAAAGAUACUCUCGAGGAGGAAUCUGGCUUCCUGCCUAUGUUCCUGAAUGUGUUCUCGGCGCUCCUGCACAUCCCAGGGCUGCCUGGCAAGGUCUUCUCUGGAAAAAAGGCCUUCAUGGCCAUGCUGGAUGAGCUGCUGACUGAGCACAAGAUGACCCGGGACUCUACCCAGCCACCCCGAGACCUGACUGACGCCUUCCUGGCCGAGGUGGAGAAGGCCAAGGGGAAUCCUGAGAGCAGCUUCAAUGAUGAGAACUUGCGUAUGGUGGUGGCUGACCUGUUCAUGGCAGGGAUGGUGACCUCUUCGACCACACUGUCGUGGGCCCUGCUGCUCAUGAUCCUGCACCCGGAUGUGCAGAGCCGUGUCCAAAAGGAAAUCGAUGAUGUCAUAGGGCAGGAACGGCAUCCAGAGAUGGCAGACCAGGUCCGCAUGCCCUUCACCAACGCUGUCGUUCAUGAGGUGCAGCGCUUUGGUGACAUCCUCCCACUUGGGGUGCCUCACAAGACAUCUCGUGACAUUGAAGUGCAAGGCUUCAUUAUCCCUAAGGGGACGACCCUCAUCACCAACCUGUCCUCAGUGCUGAAGGACGAGACCGUCUGGGAGAAGCCCUUCCAUUUCCAUCCUGAACACUUCCUGGAUGCCCAGGGCCACUUUGUGAAGCAGGAGGCCUUCAUGCCAUUCUCAGCAGGCCGCAGAGCAUGUCUGGGGGAGCCCCUGGCCCGCAUGGAGCUCUUCCUCUUCUUCACCUGCCUCCUGCAGCGCUUUAGCUUCUCGGUGCCCGCUGGGCAGCCCCGGCCCAGCGACCAUGGGGUCUUUGGUGCUUUGACAACUCCAUCCCCCUACCAGCUCUGUGCUUUUCCCCGCUAAGAGGAGAUAUGAAAUCUCACACAUUGUCCUGCUGGGGUUCUAACGUGCAAUAAAUCAUUUUCUCUGAACUAAA